CCCCCCACGUUAACCAAAUCAACAGUUGUGUUCACACUGUCCCCGUCUCUCUAUUCUUUAACUUUCCUAAACUAAAACUAUAACGCCUCAAAGAGUAAUUAAUCCGUUCACUCUCUCUCCUACACACAGACACUCAGACACCGUUUUUCUCUCUCAUCCUCUGCUCUUUCGUGCUUCUUCUUCUCCUUUCUUUCUUUCUGAUAAUGUAAACACAGAAAAAUCAAGGAAAGUUGGUUCUUUGGAUUUGAACUAUACCCAAAAGUCGAAUACAUGGGGUCUUGUAGUUUUCUUCCGGUUUUCUUCUUCUACAUUGCUUUGUUGAUCAACUUGUGCGUUGCUGGAGAUCCAUUUGUUAACUACGACUUUGAAGUUUCGUACAUUACUGCUUCUCCUCUUGGUGUCCCCCAACAGGUUAUUGCUAUCAAUGGCCAUUUUCCAGGGCCUACAAUUAAUUCGACUACUAACAACAACGUUGUUAUCAAUGUACGGAACAAAUUAGACGAAGAGCUUCUCAUGCAUUGGUCUGGUAUUCAACAGAGGAGGAGUUCUUGGCAGGAUGGGGUGCUUGGUACAAAUUGUCCAAUUCCUCCAAAGUGGAAUUGGACUUACCAGUUUCAAGUCAAGGACCAAAUUGGGAGCUUCUUUUAUUUCCCUUCGAUCAACUUUCAAAGGGCGUCUGGCGGUUAUGGUGGCUUUAUUAUUAAUAAUAGGGACAUAAUUCCAAUUCCUUUCGAUACCCCAUACGGUGAUAUUACAGUUUUGAUUGGUGAUUGGUAUACUCAGAACCACACGGCUCUUAGGAAGACCCUUAAUGCUGGUAAGGAUCUUGGGAUGCCUGAUGGUGUUCUUAUUAAUGGGAAAGGCCCUUAUAAAUAUAACGCUACUCUUGUCCCCGACGGAAUUGACUAUGAAACAAUUGAAGUGUACCCAGGCAAAACUUACCGUAUUCGUGUGAGCAAUGUUGGGAUAUCAACCAGUUUGAACUUCAGAAUACAAAACCAUAACCUGCUUUUGGCAGAAACGGAGGGAUCAUAUACAGUGCAGCAGAAUUAUACUAGCUUAGACAUCCAUGUUGGACAAUCAUACUCCUUCCUGGUAACGAUGGAUCAGAAUGCGAGCAGUGAUUACUACAUUGUGGCAAGUCCUAGGUUUGUGAAUGAGUCACUUUGGCAAAGAGUUACUGGUGUUGCCAUCUUGCACUAUUCGAAUUCGAAAGGAAAGGCAUCUGGUCCCCUUCCAGACCCACCAAAUGAUCAAUAUGACAAAACCUUCUCAAUGAACCAAGCGAGGUCCAUCAGGUGGAAUGUGUCUGCCAGUGGUGCUCGCCCAAACCCACAAGGUUCUUUUAGGUAUGGCUCAAUCAAUGUAACUGAGGUAUAUGUGUUGAAAAACAAGGCACCAGAGAUGAUUAAUGGGAAACGACGAACAACACUCAGUGGGAUAUCAUUUGUCAAUCCCAAUACACCAAUCAGGCUUGCUGACCAAUUCAAAGUGAAUGGAGUGUAUAAGCUUGAUUUCCCCAAUACACCACUAGCAGGAGCACCCCGGAUGGAAACAUCAGUAAUUAAUGGCACAUACAAGGGAUUUAUGGAAGUGAUACUGCAGAACAAUGACACGAAGAUGCAUACGUAUCACAUGAGCGGAUAUGCCUUUUUUAUGGUUGGGAUGGAUUACGGUGAGUGGACAGAGAACAGUAGGGGCACAUAUAAUAAAUGGGAUGGAAUUGCUCGCACCACAGCACAGGUGUUUCCUGGGGCAUGGACUGCAAUCUUAAUCUCACUCGACAAUGUUGGAGUUUGGAAUCUGAGAGCAGAAAAUCUUGACUCAUGGUAUCUCGGUCAAGAAACAUACGUGAGGGUUAUUAAUCCAGAGGCUACUAACAAAACAGAGUUGCCUGUACCAGAUAAUGCCCUGUUUUGUGGUGCCCUCAGCAAAAUGCAAAAGCCACAAGACAUUUCUUUGGCAACACCAAUCAUGGGUAAUGCAUCAAAGCUGUUCUUUACUCUGUUGAUGAUAAUAUAUAGUUUGAUGUUACUGUGAUGAGUCCUCCAUGUUGCAUGCUGGAGCCUGGCUUGUUUAGUGAAGUUUGUGGUCGAGACUCGAGAGUGUUUGGGCUGUGUAAUUCUAGUCUUGUUGAUAUGAUCUUUGAUGUUCUUUGACAUGUGAGCUCUAUCUCAUCGUAAUAUUGCUCCUUGGGGGAUCCUUCAUUAAUUUAUUUGGAUUCAUCAUUCUUUUAUAAUUUAUUAUGUUUUUUUUUGAUGAUUCAUCAAUUUUUAAUGCAAGUUAAUCG
This is a messenger RNA of Ilex paraguariensis (yerba mate), 2290 nucleotides long. The record is from the annotation of a GenBank genome assembly. Lineage: Eukaryota; Viridiplantae; Streptophyta; Magnoliopsida; Aquifoliales; Aquifoliaceae.